This is a messenger RNA of Solea senegalensis (Senegalese sole), 4313 nucleotides long. RefSeq names its product protein NYNRIN-like. The record is from RefSeq and is a predicted model, not a curated record. Gene Ontology annotation, biological process: proteolysis; DNA integration. Lineage: Eukaryota; Metazoa; Chordata; Actinopteri; Pleuronectiformes; Soleidae. The transcript has a single exon. The coding region runs from base 124 to 4239 and encodes 1371 amino acids. Gene Ontology annotation, molecular function: RNA-DNA hybrid ribonuclease activity; aspartic-type endopeptidase activity; nucleic acid binding.
GAGAAUGACACACACACACACACCACUCACACGCUUACACCGCAGCAACAACACCAACUACUCACAGAUACUAUUGAAGUUUUACAGAGAAAAACUGAGUUUAAACCUAUAGGAACAUACACCAUGUAUGAUGACUCAGUGGUGCAGAAACUGCCCACUAUGAUUUUGAAUGUUGCAGGAAAAGAUGUUACAUUUAUGGUUGACUCGGGUGCAACACGCACAGUGUUAAAAUACUCUGAAAUACCUGAGGCCAAACUCAGUGGCAAUUUCAUGUAUUCCAUUGGUGCAUGUGGAACAACAGUGAAAGAGAACUAUACAUCUCCAAUUACGUGUUCUCAUCCUGAACCAUUUACUAAAGUAAAGCACUCAUUUUUGCUUUCCCAAGUCUGUCCAUUCAACUUGUUAGGACGAGACUUGAUGAUGGCUUUUGGCAUCGACCUGAUUUCGACACCAGAAGGAGUUAAAGCUGUGAGACGAACAACUCCACCCAAUCCUGAAGCCUAUAUAAUGGCUAAGUAUCAACCUGAUUUAAUCUCCUCGCUGCUCUACAUAUACCAAUGGAAAGUUGAGAGUGUUUUGGCUCCAUCUCUAACUGAACGUGCACAUGCACUGGUUAGCCCAACUGCAGCUUUCAUGCAGCCUGAGGCACUCCAUUGCACGUCACACGUGACAACUGACCUUGACAGAGACUAUGAAACUAAAUGGUGGACUGACAUCAAAGAUACUCUACUGACUGACUCUCUCUACUGGACAGACCUGCGAUGUGCACUUUCUGUCAGCUUAACAGCUGAACAACAACGAUUUUUUCUGAUUAACAAUUCACAUCCACAUAUUUCGCUUUCCAAAGGACAAACUGAUCAAUGGAGAGAUUUAGGUCCAUGGACAAAAUCAUGCAUUGAGCUCAAAGAUUGGCAAUCUACACCUGACCCACAUGUGUCGUACUCGCCAAAGGGGGGUGUUUUCAAAACUGCAUGCAAAUUAACUGUGGCUACUCUGAAAUCUGUCUACUUGCUAGACCACAAUCUUGAUAAAACCGAACACAUACACCAAAUGCUCUCCGCAGAACAGAUCCAUCCAGCCCUUGCACAAGUCCCACCCAAUCUGUGGGCACAAGGCAAAUAUGAUGUAGGUCUCAUAAAAAAUUGUGAACCUGUAAUAGUCACUCCUAAGUCUGACUACAGACCAAAACGAGUUCAGUACCCUCUGCGUCCGGAAGCCGUCGACGGCAUUAAACCUGUUUUUAAAUCCUUAUUGGAAGCUGGUGUUAUUAUCCCAUGCAAUGACUCACCUGUCUGCACUCCUAUUUUUCCAGUUCAAAAAGCUAGAGAACCACCAUCUCUACCCGAGUGGCGAUUUGUUCAAGACUUAAAAGCAGUUAAUGCAGCUGUUCAUGCCAGAACACCAAGUGUUCCUAACCCCUACACUUUGCUUUCACAAGUUCCAUCCUCUGCUAAGUGGUUUUCAGUUGUUGAUCUAUCAAAUGCAUUUUUCAGUGUUCCUGUUCACAAGGAUUCUCAGUACUGGUUUGCAUUCCAGUUCAACGGGAAAGGUUAUACUUUCACCCGUUUAUGUCAGGGUUUCACUGAAUCACCAACAAUUUACAAUCAGGCUUUAUGCGAAUCAUUGUCGCCUCUAGCGCUCUCUGAUGGCACUGCCUUACUACAAUAUGUAGACGAUCUUCUGAUCUGCGCUCCAACUGAAAAACAAUGCAUAACUGACACUAUCAAACUGCUCAAACAUCUGGCAGAAGAAGGACACAAAGCCAGCUUAAACAAGCUACAAUUUGUCAGACAAGCUGUGACCUUCCUGGGUCACAUAAUUUCUGGUGAAGGCAAAACUAUGUCUCCAAAACAUAUUGAAGCUAUCCAAAAGAUUCCAAAACCAAUUACCCAAAAACAAAUGCUAUCUUUCCUGGGGAUGUGUUCCUACUGUCGCGCUUUUGUCCCUAAUUUUUCUGAGGUUGAAAGACCCCUCAGGACCUUGUGUCACCAAUCAGGCAUGACCUCUCGCUCACAACUUGAGUGGACACCGGAAGCAGACACUGCAUUCCUGAACUUGAAACUUCAACUUCAGUCUCCUCCCACACUUGGACUUCCUGACCCAACCAAACCAUUCACUCAGACUGUGGAUGAACGUUCGGGUUGCAUGACUUCUGUCCUCCUACAACCUCAUGGUGAUAGGCUCCGUCCUGUGGCAUAUUUCUCGGGUAAACUCGAUCUUGUUGCAGCAGGCAUGCCAAAAUGUCUCAGAGCUGUAGCAGCUGCUGAAAAAGCCCUUUUGGCCUCAAGAGAUAUAGUUGGCUACGCUCCUUUGACUCUUCUUGUGCCACAUGCGGUCUCUUUGAUCCUUUCUGAGCAGAAAACAUCACACCUUUCGGCUGCUAGACACCUUAGGUAUCACACGUGUCUUCUUGACAUGCCUAAUGUCACUCUUAAGAGGUGUACUGUUCUUAACCCUGCUACUCUGCUCCCUCUUCCACAGGAUGGUGAGCCUCAUGAUUGCAUGGCUGAACUUUCAGCAUCUUGUUCUCCAAGACCUGAUCUGACAGAAACGCCCUUGACAAAUCCUGACCUUGUCCUCUAUGUAGAUGGCUCUGCUUCAAGAGACCCAGUUACAGGUCUCUGCCGUGUUGGUUUUGCUGUUUGUUCUGACUAUGACGUGAUGAUGUCAUCAUCUCUUCCACCUCACUUCUCAGCUCAAGCUGCAGAACUUGUGGCCUUAACGACUGCCUGCCAAUUAGCUAAGGGUAGAUCUGUAAAUAUCUACACUGAUUCCAGAUAUGCUUUUGGUGUUGUUCAUGACUUUGGUGCACUUUGGAAACAUAGAGGUUUUCUGAAAUCUGAUGGCAAGCCUGUUUUGCAUCACACACUCAUUGCAGAUCUCUUAGAUGCCAUCCUUCUUCCUUCUGCCAUUUCUGUGUGUAAAUGUGCUGCUCACACUAAUGCCUCUGACCCGAUUUCUACAGGUAACGCUCGAGCGGAUGCAGCUGCGAAGGCAGCUUCUCUUCUCCCUUUGUCUACCUCUUCUGUAUCACAUACUUUGGUUUCAGUUUCUUCUGACGUGCCAUCUUCCCUCAGUGCUGUUCAAUCUUUUGCAUCUCCAAAAGAUAAGCAACUUUGGAGAAACGCAGGUGCUUCAUGUCAUGAUGGCAUCUGGAUAGGCCCCGACAACAACCCGUGUUUGCCUUCCCAUUUCUUCCCUCACUAUGCUAAAUUGACGCAUGGGUCUGACCAUGCAUCAAAAGGAGGGAUGCAGCAAAUGAUUAACACAUUUUGGUUCACAAAAGGGGUUUCUGCCUAUGCUCAAAAACACUGCCAAGCCUGUGUUAUCUGUGCUACUCACAAUGUAGGCAGGGCAAUCCAACCUUCCCAACAAGCUGCUCAUCCUCAACCAACUCGACCUUUUGAGCAUGUCAUGAUGGAUUUUGUAGAACUAACUCCAUCAGAAGGAAAGUCUCAUUGUUUAGUGAUGGUAGACAUGUGGAGCAAAUGGGUUGAAGUGUUCCCAGCCUCAAAACAAUCUGCCUCAGUAGUAGCUAAAGCCCUUCUUACUGAAAUCAUUCCCAGAUGGGGAAUUCCAGCUAAAAUCUCCAGUGAUAAUGGCAGCCAUUUUGUUAAUUCAGCUAUCACUGAACUGAGCCUAUACUUAGGUAUUAACCUGAGAACACACUGUGCCUACCACCCAGCUAGUGGAGGUGCAGUAGAGAGGGAGAAUGGAACACUAAAGAACAAGCUGGCCAAGUGUUGUGAAGACACAGGUCUUCCAUGGACAAAAGCACUUCCUCUAGUGCUUAUGUAUAUGAGAAUGCGAAAACGAAACAGAACUAACUUAAGCCCCUUUGAGAUUCUUUUUGCAACUCCUCCUUCUGUAGGUGUGGAAGCUCCCCGAUCUCCACCCCCAUCAACAGCUCUUUGUGAUCACAACACACUAACCUACUGUACCAAUCUAUCCAAACAGCUCUCUGAUGUAAAGAAACAGGUGAUCGCAGCCCUCCCUGUUCCAGCCAGUGGUCCCCUGCACCAGCUCGAACCAGGUGACUUUGUGGUCAUAAAAGACUUCAGGAGGAAGUCGUGGAGGAACAGGAGGUGGCAAGGUCCGUUCCAGAUCCUGCUGACAACCCACACUGCUGUGAAGGUCGCUGAGCGGGCUACCUGGAUCCACGCCAGCCACUGUAGAAAGGUUCCAGCACCCCCUGCUGGUGCUCCUGGAAAACUACAAACUCCAGAGGCUGCUAAGUAAGACUUUGCGUUCGUAACAGGCACGCAGGCGACCAAGGGUCCGAAGAAAGAAGACAACAAGUGGCGGGCAGACGU